Messenger RNA from Cavia porcellus (domestic guinea pig), 5706 nucleotides. It is a transcript of the gene Hmmr, whose product is annotated as hyaluronan mediated motility receptor. Gene Ontology annotation, molecular function: hyaluronic acid binding. The transcript is spliced from 17 exons. The record is from RefSeq and is a predicted model, not a curated record. The coding region runs from base 184 to 2331 and encodes 715 amino acids. Lineage: Eukaryota; Metazoa; Chordata; Mammalia; Rodentia; Caviidae. Gene Ontology annotation, cellular component: membrane.
CACCGCCGCAUCUCCCAGUACGCAUGCUCCAUGGGCACUGUGCAGGAUUGGUCAGCCCCCAGAGUUUUUGGUUUUCCAAUUGGCUAAUGUGGGGUGGGCAGGGAAUGUGCCCAUAGAUUUGAAUUCAAAUCGCAAUUGCUGAGGAGUUCUAAGUGCUUUAGGUUUCUGGACGUGGCUCUCAACAUGUCCUUUCCUAAGGCGCCUCUGAAAAGAUUCAAUGAGCCUUCCGGUUGUGCUCCAUCUCCAGGUGCUUAUGAUGUUAGCACAUCAGAGGUAUCUAAAGGACCAGUAUCCUUUCAGAAAUCACAAAGGAUUAAAAAACAAAAAGAAUCUCAGCAAAGUCUUAAUGUUGACAAAGAUACUACCUUGCCUGUUUCAGCUAAGAAAGCUAAGGCUUUGGAGUUAAAGAAGGAGUCUCAGAAGAAUGGUAAAGAUUUGAAGAGAUUAGAAAAAGAAAUUCGAGUCCUCGUGCAGGAACGUGGUGUUCAGGAUAAACGAAUCCAGAAUAUGGAAGUGGAGUUGGAGAAGAUGGAAGCAAAGUUAAAUGCUGCAGUCAGGGAAAAAACAUCCCUCUCUGCAAAUAAUGCUUCCCUGGAAAAACAGCUUAUUGAAUUAUCCAGGACUAAUGAACUACUAAAAUCUAAGUUUUCUGAAGAUGGUAACCAGAAGAAUAUGAGGCUUCUAAGCCUGGAGUUGAUGAAACUUAGAAACCAAAGAGAAACCAAGAUGAAGAGCAUGAUGGCUAAACAGGAAAGCAUGCAGAUGAAGCUGCAGGUCACGCAGAGGAAUUUCCAGGAGUCUCAGGGGAAGAUAGCAGAACUGGAGGGGAAACUUGUUUCAAUAGAGAAAGAAAAAAUUGAUGAAAAGUCUGAAACAGAAAAACUCUUAGAAUACAUUGAAGAAAUUAGUUGUGCAUCAGAUCAAGUGGAAAAAUAUAAGCUAGAUAUUGCCCACUUAGAAGAAAAUUUGAAAGAGAAGAAUCAAGAAAUUUUAAGCCUUAAACAAUCUCUUGAGGAAAAUAUUUUUAUGUUAUCUAAACAAGUAGAAGAACUGAAUGCUAAGUGUCAGCUGCUUGGAACAGAAAAAGAAGACCUUGUCAACAGGAAUAGAGAAAGAGAUGAAUAUCUCAAUGCCGAGGUGCAAAACUUAAAAGAAGAGCUUAUUCUUGAAAGAAAAGAACACGAAAGGCUACAACAAAAAGAAUUGCAAACUGAGUUACUUCUCCAUCAAGAGAAGGAAUUAUCUUCUAGUCUUCAGCAGAAGCUGUGUUCUUUUCAAGAGGAAAUGAUUAAAGAAAGGAAUCUCUGUGCAGAGGAACUAAAACUGGCACUGAAAGAACUAAAUACAGUACAGCAAAAGGAGGAGCAGUCCGAAAACCUUGUCAAGCAGUUGGAAGAGGAAACAAAAACUACCUCUGAAGCGCUCAAACUCCUAGAACGACAGCUGAAAGAGAAAGAAGCUGAGCUGGAGAAGAGUCAUACUGCCCACAUUCAAGCUACCCUGAUUUUGCAAGAAAAGUGUGAUAGUGCAAUGCAAAACCUUGGAGAUGUUACUGCUGAAUUUGAAAGCUAUAAAACAUUAAUAAUUAAUGAGAUAAAUGAUCUUAAGCUGGAGAAUGCAUCACUGCAAGAAAAAGUAGCCAAGGCUGAAAAAAACACAGAGGAUGUUCAACACCAAAUAUUGAAAACUGAGAGCACAAAUCAAGAAUAUGAGAGGAUGCUUCGAGAUCUGCAGAACAAGUCAGCUAUGAAAGAAGCAGAAAUUAAAGAAAUCACAGUUUCUUCUCUUAAAAACAUAACUGAUUUGCAAAACAAACUCAAACAACAAGAUGAAGACUUUAGGAGGCAAAAAGAAGAGGAGGAGGCAAGAAAAGCUGAGAAAGAAAAUAUAGUGGCAGAAUUAACUGGAGAAGUUAAUAAAUGGCGUGUCCUUUAUGAAGAACUAUAUAAUAAAACAGAACCUUUUCAGCAACAACUGGAUGCCUUUGCAGCAGAGAAACUGGCCUUGUUGAAUGAACAUGGUGCAACUCAGGAACAGCUAAAUAAAAUAAGAGAUUCAUAUGCUGAAUUAUUGGGUCAUCAGAAUCUGAAGCAAAAAAUCAAGCAUGUUGUGAAAUUGAAAGAUGAAAAUAGCCAACUCAAAUCGGAAGUGUCAAAACUCCGAUCUCAGCUUGCUAAAAAGAAACAAAAUGAGACAAAACUUCAGGAGGAGCUGAAUAAAGUUCUGGGUGUCAAACGCUUUGACCCUUCGAAGGCUUUUCAACAUGAAUGUAAAGAAAAUGUUGACCUCCAGACCCCACUGAGAGAAGGUAAAAAGGCAAUCCAUGUGUAGAACUGUCAUCUUCCUUUGGAUUUGCUUUCACAAAGGCGGCUUGCCUGCUGAUGAUCUGUAAAAAUUUGUCAAAACCUUCUGAUAUGAAAGAAAUUCUUCCUGAAAUUAAUGCUGAAAUUGACCUAACAGUGCUGUUUCCAGCUUUCAUAUUCUGCUAUAGAUCCAAAUUCCUCCUGUCCGUCAAGCCUCCUUCAGAUUACAUCCUCGUUUUACCUUGUGUGACUCUUUUGCUCCUCCCUUCACCCUGUACCAUAAAUUAUUCCCUAUAUAAACUUUUAUAUUAUAAACCUAAAUGUCUCUUAGAUUCUGUUGUGAUUUAAGAACUGGUGGUCAACUUAACGCCAGCUGGAUUACAUCAGCAUGGCAUUAAGUGAAGAUGCUCCACUUGAGGAAAACUGCCAGGAUGAAUAAGUGGAGAAGAAGGGAGGUGCUGAGGGUUGAGGCGUUAAGGAGGCAUUGUGGGUUCUCCUACGAGUUGCUGUCUGAGCUGUUGGUUCUCCUGGAGAAGCUUUGGUCCUCACAUUGAGCAUUACUUCCUGGCUCUGGAGGGGAAAAUAUGUGCUGCCUGGUCUCCAGGAUGAACUCGUCACACUGCUUCCUGGCACGUACCUGUGCUUGUCAGAGGAGCUCGGGGCCUCUGUGUCGCUGAAGACAGCUGUGAUGCCUUUCAAGAUAGCCCUGCUAUUUGUUGUGAGUGUGACUUCUCGGCUCCAGCACAGAACCCUCAUCCCACUGGCACAGCUCCUUCAUCCUGCUGGCAUAGAUUUUCUGGCUUCCACUGCUGACCCUUGGGUCUUCCUGGCACAGAUCCGUAAAAGAGACUGGUGUGAGUCCUUCUUGUGGGCUCUGGACCUCCAGUUGGACUCGUGGGUGGCCUUGUCCUGAGCUCUGGGUUUUUAUCUAGACUCAUGUGGGACAUUGCUGUGGGGUUUGGACUCUUGACUAAAUAAUCUAUGUCUUUGGUGUUGCAGAUAGAUUUCCUGCGUUUUCCUGUGUUAACUUUUGGACCAUUAUAAAAAUAUUAUAAACUCCAUGUCUAAUCUUAAUUGUUCUCUGUGUACAACCCCUGACUACAACAGAUUCUUAAUUUGAAAAAUUUUCUUUUUUUUUUUUUAACUAAAGACUGAGUGCUCCAAUGAAGAAUUUUCUUAUUUGAAAUAUUUUCUUAUUUGAAGUUUUAGAGAAGUAAAUUUUCUUUUUUGACUGAAUUUCUGUAUCUCACAGUAAAUCCAAAUUGACUAAACUAGUAAAUAAAGGGAAAAUAUACAAUAAUGUUGCAGAAUGUAAGCACUGCCUCAUCUGCACUGCCCUGAAGGCGGUGAUGGAGACCCGGGCCUUCACAGCUCUCCCUCCUUCAUUGAGCUUUCGUGGACAUCACAGUACACACGGAGGAGAUGACAACUUCAGGGAGCCACCUAAAUGUACCCAGAUGACACGAAAGAGGGUGCUGCCUCUAACAGUCAAGAAAGCAGCCAAGAAGAGGACAGAAGAAGGGUAAAGGAGGUGUUACAGGGAAGCAAGAACCUCAUAAAGACUCGGGCCUUGGUGGUGACUUAGCAAAACAGUUGAAAAUGCAAGCACUGGAAGAGAAAGAAAGAGAUAAUGAUGGUGAUGGUGCUGGACAGAAGAAACAGAGAGAGUCUUAAGUUCAAACUGAGCCUCCUGGGGUUCUGCUGUGUAACCUGUAUCCUAAUGGUGUAUUCCCCAAAGAACAGGAAUGUGAGCAUCCACCCUCACAAGACCUUCGAACAGCUUCUCAGAGAACUACAGGUGAAGGAAAUAAAGCAUUAGAUCAGGCUAGUGAAGAGAUCUAAAAUCUAAAAUCUAAAAUGAUUUUCGAGAAUCUGAGAAGGCACGUCAACAAGUUAGAAAAUGCAUCCUGAGCUAGAUCAAGCCUGGGAUGAUGAUGAUGAUGAUGACAACGAUGACAGAAAUCCGUGAGAAGCUGAAAGACUUCCUGCCGAAGCAUAGGCCUGGCCGUUCCCACUGGGUAUUCCCUCGGAACUGUGCUGCCCACUGUCCUCCCAGUGCAGCUUACACAGCAGUGUUACGGUGCAAUGACAUCUUUAAGAUGCUUUCACACGUAGAAGUGGUAGCAUUAUUGCCUGUUCUUUUACUGUCACUUUUAAUCCCAAAUAUGAUACGUUAUUGAAAGCCAUGAAAAAUGCCACUUAUAUUGGAAUAACUCAUUGGCAUUAUUUCACUAUGUGAUGUUGGUGAGGCCAUCCAGGAAGUUGUGAAAUCCUAAGUAGAAAUAAAUGAGAAGACUUAUCAGGUGAAGCCAAUCCAUACUCUGAAUGAACACAUGGGGAAGAAUAUGCAAAUCAUGAAGGGUGGAGAGGCAGUGAGAAUGGGGGAAGGAGAAACAUAUGUCACUGAAACGUUUGGUAGUACAGAACGUGUUCAUGAUGCCCAGGAGAAGGCAUUGUUCAGGAUCACAUGCAGUGUUCACGUUACUGAAAAAUUCCGAUGGUGACAUGUGCCAGUUAGUGUUCUAGGAAUGAAACACUUCUUAAGUAUCAUCAGUGGAAACUUUGGCGCUCCUGCCUUCUGCCGCAAUGGUCAGGUUGCCUGGGAAAAAGUAAAUAAUUGAUGGUGCUGUGGAAUCUGUGACGUAGGUGUUGUAGAUCGAUGUCCACCACACAGUGACAUUAAAGGAUCCUACACAGCUCAGUUCGAACAUACCAUUCUGCUGUGUCCAAUCUGUAAAGAAGUUGUCAGCAAAGCAGAGGGCUGUUAAACUUAGUCCAAGCCACCUCAACGUCUUUGUUUUCUAAGCUCCAUUAGAAGGCAUUGUACCAGAAGUAACUUACAGGGGGCUGGGGAUUUAGCUCAGCGGCAUAAGCACCUGCCUUGUAAGCAGGCGGUAGUGAGUUCAAUCCCCGGUUCCGAUAAAAAUGAAAAAGACAAAAUAAAUAAAAUUUUUAAAAAAGAAUUAACUUACAACAUGCUGUCUGUUGUAACAGUAGACCUAUAUGAUAUUUUGGCUCAUGUUUAAAAGAAGUUGGUUUUGAUCAAAGGCAUAACAUUUAUUUAAUCAAGGAAAACUUUUAGGACUUUCAAAUGCUAACUUUCUCCUCAUGUAGGAAAUGCUAAAAAGUUCAAACAAUGAAUGACUGAUGUUUUGUUUGGAACACCUUAUUGUAUUUAUAUUGCCAUAUUCUUAUGAAUGCUUGGAAUGGUGAGUUAUAUCUACUUCUGCACGUGUGCCCUCUGGUAUUCCCUUUUAACUUCUUGAAAUCCACUUUCUAAAAAAUAAAGACAUUUUCAAAUCUAAAAGAGCCAAUAUUGCUGAUGUUUAUAAGGAUACUUUAUAACAUAUUUAACUACCUAUCCUUAGGUAUAUCAAAUAAAGUUCAACUUUUUUUACCAAAA